AAAAUAUACAUUUUCUAGCCAAACAGAACCUGAAUUUAGAGCGCACAACCUUGCCUAGUUGCCCUGCAUAAAAAUGCAAGCAACGCACCGGUAGUCUUGAAUCUCUUACUAAUGGCGGCAGGACGCGAAGUCUCCGUCGUAACAGUCGGUGGGAAAGGCUCUGCUCUCUCUUCAGCCUUCGUUUUCGCCAUUUCCAAUGGCUGUGCUCAGGUACGAAUCGAUUCUUCAGUCUUGGAGAAGCUAUCUACCAAGCACUCCCUCUCCGCAGUUCCUCUCCAGAGCUCCUCGAAUCCGAGAUUUCUAACGCUAGAAGAGUCCCGAGCUUCACUUCUUGUUCUCCUUAAUAAAUUUGCUCUCUCCAAUGCUGGUGUGCGACCCACUCUCCCCAAUUUGAUUGUCGAAACCCUAAAUAGAGGGUUUAGUGCGGAAUCCUUAGAUUUUGGCUCCGUAGUUGAUUUCUUGGGUUCGUUUUUCCGGUUAAACGGGACAACGCUCGAGGAGGCAGGCGUAACAGAUGGAGAACUGGUUGUUUUGGAGAAUUCUUCCGCCAAUUUGGGUGGCAUUUCUGCACUUUUGGAUUAUUCUUCAUCUACUCUGUCGACAGUGGCUGAUGCUGUUGCCUCCCUUUCAUGUGAGGCUUCGAAGGCAGAUAUCUCGGCUUUCAAUUCUGUGGAUUCUGGAGACGGCUUCUCUGUGAAGGACGAGACGGCUGUUGCCAGUGAUAUGAAAGUUUUACUUAUUGGGUCGAAGCUUGUUGGCCGUGUUGAUUCCGAUGCCAUUUCGGAGAUUCCAAAGGUUCAUGGUAGUUUCAGGGAAGUGGUUAGGUCGGUGCAUUCGAGGGUGCGGGUUGAGUUGAAUUCUGUGGCCAAAGUUACUAAAGCGGGUUCUUGGGGUAAUGGAUUUGGAAAGGUGUUGGCGACAACAUUUUCACCUUUAGCGACAUUGCUACGUUUUUUAGGUGAGGGUAGUUUGCGUCGAGCGAAAUUGGUUAUUGAUUCGAUCGAUUCUGCCGAUCUGCGUUCUCAGGUGCUGGAAAUAUUUGGUCGGAGUUGCCCUAACUCCGACAAUUUGAAUGAUGGGGUUCGGUUGAUUUCAGAGGCUCUCCUUAAUGUUGAUUAUGCGAGUCUUUUGCAUGAGAUAUACUGUUUAUUGGUUAAAGUCAGAACGAUUAUUUCUUGGGAGGGAGCUUUGGCUCUUUUUAUACUUGAAAGGAGUGAGGCAAAUGAAAGAACGCAAGGGGUUACAUCUGUAAGACCUGAGAUAAAUGGAGCAAAAGCAAAGGCAGAUAAAAAGGGCGAGAAGAAGAAGAAAGUGGUUUUGGGAAAAGGAACUUCUGUCCUGAGGCAACUCAUUAAGGGAUAUUUGAAGCAGAUGGAUGGUGAUUCAACUGACAGUAUAGCAAGCUUGGAGGGGUGGACAAGAGAGCUGUCCUUGUUUUUUGAUCCUAAAGCACAGAAACUUGAUGCUCUGUUGAAUAAAUUUAAAGAAAUUGUAGAAAGCAAUGAAUCUAGACGACUUCCCAAACUUCCGAAGGGUACACGAGAUUUUGCAAAAGAACAAAUGGCUAUAAGGGAGAGAGCGUUUUCAAUAAUAGAAGGGGUGUUUAAGCGGCAUGGUGCCAUGGCUCUAGAUACUCCUGCUUUUGAACUGAGAGAGACUCUGAUGGGAAAGUAUGGGGAGGAUUCAAAACUAAUAUAUGACCUUGCUGAUCAGGGUGGUGAGCUUUGUUCUUUGCGGUAUGACCUAACUGUUCCAUUUGCCAGAUACGUAGCUAUGAAUGGUCUUACUUCUUUUAAAAGGUACCAGAUAGCUAAAGUAUACAGAAGGGAUAAUCCAUCUAAGGGGAGAUAUCGUGAAUUCUACCAAUGUGACUUCGAUAUUGCUGGACAAUAUGAAGUAAUGGGGCCUGAUUUUGAGGUUAUUAAAGUUUUGACUGAAUUGCUUGAUGAAUUAAACAUUGGUGAUUAUGAGAUAAAACUGAAUCAUCGGAAGCUGCUGGAUGGAAUGUUGGAAAUAUGUGGAGUGCCUCCUGAAAAGUUUAGAACAAUAUGUUCAAGCAUUGAUAAAUUGGACAAACAGUCAUUUGAGCAGAUCAAGAAGGAAAUGGUUGAGGAGAAAGGAUUAACUAUUGAAACAGCAGAAAGAAUUGGCACUUUUGUGAAGAAAAGGGGAUUCCCAUUGGAAAUAUUGUCUGAAUUGAAACAAGAUGGCAGCGAGUUUCGAAACAACAGUGGAUCUGUUCUUGCAUUGAAUGAGUUAGAGAUUCUAUUUAAAGCUCUAGAAAAAUCCAAGUGUAUAGAAAAAGUGGUUUUUGACUUGAGUCUUGCCAGAGGUCUUGAUUAUUACACUGGAGUUAUUUUUGAAGCUGUGUUCAAGGGUGCUAUGCAGGUUGGUUCUAUUGCAGCUGGAGGACGCUAUGACAAUCUUAUAGGGAUGUUUGGUACAAAGCAAGUGCCUUCAGUUGGUGCUAGCCUUGGAAUUGAACGAGUGUUUGCCAUUAUGGAGCAGCUUCAAAAGGACUGUAAUCAGACAAUCCGAGCAACAGAAACACAAGUUUUGGUCUCUAUUCUGGGGGAAGACCUAUCUCAAGCUGCGGAAUUGGCGAGUGAAUUGUGGAAUGCGAAAUUGAAAGCAGAGUAUAUGGUUAAUAAAAGAGUUAUGAAACAUAUUGAUCGAGCCAAAGAAUCGAAGAUACCUUGGAUGGUGAUUGUUGGGGAGCGUGAACAGAAUGAAGGUAUAGUAAAAUUAAAAGACAUUGAAGCCAACAAGGAGGAAGUGGUCCCAAGAAAUAACAUAGUUGAGGAGCUCCAAAGACAGUUGAGAAACAUUCCUUUGUAAUCCAAAGAAAGCUUAAAUGCUGUCAAAUGGAGCCCAUCAACAUCCAUGCAUGUUACAGGCUUAGUUGUCAGGUACUUGGGACUUCCAUUGGUAUAUUGCAUACACAUGGGGGAAUUUGCCCCAUUGUCAUUUCGGAGCACAGCCAUAGCCAAGUGGAUCAAGAGAGGCGUUCACUAAGGCCAAGAAGGAUUUAUUUGUUUAAGUUAAUGCAUGAUACUGACUACAUUGAUGGUUUUGAGUUUGAGUGAGUUUAAUUCAAAUCCAACGCUUAAGCAAGUUCUUGUUUAAAGUUGUUUAUCUAGCAAUAGGUUAAGGGCAUGAGCACAAUUAGUAUAGAUGCUGCUGAGGCAAGUACAUUUACUGAUUUACAUUUCAAGGCUUGAUUUUUUUUUUUUUUUUUUACACCAUUGGCUGCACAUAAAUUUUGAUUUCACAAUGAAUGAAAAGAUGCUUUGGGGAAGGUUGUUAUCUCUACCUUCCACUUC
This is a messenger RNA of Nelumbo nucifera (sacred lotus), 3323 nucleotides long. Its product is annotated as Class II aaRS and biotin synthetases superfamily protein. Gene Ontology annotation, molecular function: histidine-tRNA ligase activity; RNA binding; ATP binding. Gene Ontology annotation, biological process: histidyl-tRNA aminoacylation; mitochondrial translation. NCBI's taxonomy places the organism in Eukaryota, Viridiplantae, Streptophyta, Magnoliopsida, Proteales, Nelumbonaceae. The record is from RefSeq and is a predicted model, not a curated record. Gene Ontology annotation, cellular component: cytosol; mitochondrion.